This is a messenger RNA of Oncorhynchus mykiss (rainbow trout), 4136 nucleotides long. The record is from RefSeq and is a predicted model, not a curated record. Lineage: Eukaryota; Metazoa; Chordata; Actinopteri; Salmoniformes; Salmonidae.
UGAUGUAUCAUCAUAAUGGUGUCUGAUUGGUGGUCAUCAUUUGGUGUGUCAUCAUAGUGCUCUCUGAUUGGUGGUCAUCAUUUGGUGUGUCAUCAUAGUGCUCUCUGACUGCUAACAGCCUCCUAACUAGCUUCAAUGCUGCACAGCUUUAAAACGUUUGUCUCUCAUGAGGAAUGGUGUCUCCUGUCCUAUGAUGACCCUUUCCUCUUUACACCUCACCCAUUUAUUUGGUGAAAUCAGAAGCAUUCCUUUGUAUGGUUUAGACAUAUUAUCUUAAAGCCAAAAGUACACUUUAUAAUAUGCAAAUCAAUGAAGAAGACAAAUAAGUAAAAUAAAAUAGUGAAUGCAGGUUGACUUGGACAAAGAUCUGCUCUUGUGGAUUAUAAACUAACAGUUUGGGACAUAAUAUAUUAUGUGGAUCAGAGUGUUCCACCUAGUAACACAGCCCCUUCCAUGCUCCCUCUUUAUCAGAUCUACCCAACUGAGAGCUGUGCUGUUGGAAUGAAAAGAACCAUUGUUGCCCCGGGAAGCACAACUCCAUGACAACUAGCCACAUUGGCUGCUUUUAACAGAGCCCUUCUCUCUCUGUAGGGGGAGAGAGAAUCAGAUAGAAAGGGGGAAAGGGAAGCGCAAGUGAGUGGUCUGAGAGCCCUAAAGCAGACCAGGGACUCUUUUGUGUGUUGCGAUGCAGAUGGAGAAACUGUGUGUUGUACACUCUUAGAAAAAAAGGUGCUAUCUAGAAUCUACAAGGGUUCUUCGGCUGUCCCCAUAGGAGAACCCUUUGAAGAACCCUUUCCAGAGAGGGUUCUACAUGGAAUCCAAAAAAUAGUUUUUACCCGGAACCGAAAAGGGUUCUAACUGGAAUCAAAAAGAGUUAUCCUAUGGUGGCAGCCAAAUAACCAUUUUGGAAGUCUUUUUUUCUAAGUGUGUAGUGUAUACUGUACUUGUGCUGUUUCUGAGCCCUUGGCUGUACUCUCCUCCUGUCUUCACCGUACGGCCGAGCCGACCGAUCAACCGCUGACGAAGCAGCUGUGGCAGAGCAACGUGACAUCACUCAGAGUGAUGUCAGCACAACACAACCCAGCCAGCUGCUGAUGAGGCAUCAGAGAGAACCCUGAUUCUACUGCAGUAUAGAAUCUACCUGGCCCCUGAUUCUACUGUAGAAUAUAAUCUACCUGGCCCCUGAUUCUACUGUAGAAUAUAAUCUACCUGGCCCCUGAUUCUACUGUAGAAUAUAAUCUACCUGGCCCCUGAUUCUACUGUAGAAUAUAAUCUACCUGGCCCCUGAUUCUACUGUAGAAUAUAAUCCACCUGGCCCCUGAUUCUACUGUAGCAUAUAAUCUACCUGGCCCCUGAUUCUACUGUAGAAUAUAAUCUACCUGGCCCCUGAUUCUACUGUAGAAUAUAAUCUACCUGGAACCUGAUUCUACUGUAGAGGUGUUCUAUAGUAUAAAGACCGGUAUGUUCUACAAACACUCCUGGACUGUCCUCCAGGAUCCUAUGCCUGUCUCUCCUCAUGUCAUAUAACAGGAAACAUCAGAGCCUUGGUUGUGCAGUGGAGUAUAGUAUAGAAUCUACACCUUCCUAGUUUUGCUGCAGAGGUUUUCUAUACCCUCCUAGACACUCUCUCCUGUUCCACCCCCUCUGCUGCUAUUAUGGAUUCUAUACCCUCCUGGUUCUGCAGUGGAGGACAUUCUAUACCCCCCAUGGUUCUGCAGUGGAGGACAUUCUAUACCCUCCUGGUUAUGCAGUGAAGGACAUUCUAUACCCUCCUGGUUCUGCAGUGGAGGACAUUCUAUACCCUCCUGGUUCUGCAGUGGAGGACAUUCUAUACCCUCCUGGUUCUGCAUUGGACGACAAUCUAGACCCCCUGGCUAUGCAGUGGAGGACAUUCUAUACCCUCCUGGUUCUGCAGUGGAGGACAUUCUAUACCCUUCUGGGUUUUCCGUUUGGAGGACAAUCUAGACCCCACUGGUUAUGCAGUGGAGGACAUUCUAUACCCUCCUGGUUCUGCAGUGGAGGACAUUCAAUACCCCCCCAUGGUUCUGCAGUGGAGGACAUUCUAUACCCUCCUGGUUCUGCAGUGGAGGACAUUCUAUACCCCCCUGGUUAUGCAGUGGAGGACAUUCUAUACCCCCUAUGGUUCUGCAGUGGAGGACAUUCUAUACCCCCUAUGGUUCUGCAGUGGAGGACAUUCUAUACCCCCCCAUGGUUCUGCAGUGGAGGACAUUCUAUACCCUCCUGGUUCUGCAGUGGAGGACAUUCUAUACCCCCCUGGUUAUGCAGUGGAGGACAUUCUAUACCCCCUAUGGUUCUGCAGUGGAGGACAUUCUAUACCCCCUAUGAUUCUGCAGUGGAGGACAUUCUAUACCCCCCCAUGGUUCUGCAGUGGAGGACAUUCUAUACCCUCCUGGUUCUGCAGUGGAGGACAUUCUAUACCCCCCUGGUUAUGCAGUGGAGGACAUUCUAUACCCCCUAUGGUUCUGCAGUGGAGGACAUUCUAUACCCCCUAUGGUUCUGCAGUGGAGGACAUUCUAUACCCUCCUGGUUAUGCAGUGGAGGACAUUCUAUACCCUCCUGGUUCUGCAGUGGAGGACAUUCUAUACCCUCCUGGUUCUGCAGUGGAGGACAUUCUAUACCCUCCUGGUUCUGCAUUGGACGACAAUCUAGACCCCCUGGUUAUGCAGUGGAGGACAUUCUAUACCCUCCUGGUUCUGCAGUGGAGGACAUUCUAUACCCUUCUGGGUUUUCCGUUUGGAGGACAUUCUAUACCCUCCUGGUUCUGCAGUGGAGGACAUUCUAUACCCCCCCAUGGUUCUGCAGUGGAGGACAUUCUAUACCCCCUAUGGUUCUGCAGUGGAGGACAUUCUAUACCCCCUAUGGUUCUGCAGUGGAGGACAUUCUAUACCCUCCUGGUUCUGCAGUGGAGGACAUUCUAUACCAUAGAGAUUAGAUAUCGCUAUGUUUUAUACCCUCCUGGUUCUGCAGUGGAGGACAUUCUAUACCCUCCUGGUUCUGCAGUGGAGGACAUUCUAUACCCUUCUGGGUUUUCCGUUUGGAGGACAUUCUAUACCCUCCUGGUUCUGCAGUGGAGGACAUUCUAUACCCUCCUGGUUCUGCAGUGGAGGACAUUCUAUACCCCCCUGGUUAUGCAGUGGAGGACAUUCUAUACCCCCUAUGGUUCUGCAGUGGAGGACAUUCUAUACCCCCUAUGGUUCUGCAGUGGAGGACAUUCUAUACCCUCCUGGUUCUGCAGUGGAGGACAUUCUAUACCCUCCUGGUUCUGCAGUGGAGGACAUUCUAUACCAUAGAGAUUAGAUAUCGCUAUGUUUUAUACCCUCCUAGACCCUUCCUCCAGUCUCUGCUCCAGUCUCUGCUCCAGUCUCUGCUCCAGUCUCUGCUCCAGUCUCUGCUCCAGUCUCUGCUCCAGUCUCUGCUCCAGUCUCUGCUUCAGUCUCUGCUUCAGUCUCUGCUCCAGUCUCUGCUCCAGUCUCUGCUCCAGUCUCUGCUCCAGUCUCUGCUCCAGUCUCUCCUCCUGGACCUUCCUCAUGUCACGUGACUUAACAGGAAAGUGCUGUGUUCUAGCCAGAGACCAUCGGACCCCAAAUCCCCACCUUCUAUCCCCGGCAUCCAUCCAGUUUGCCUCUCUGUGCGAAGUUUAACAGAUCAUGGCAAGGAUGAAAGGGCGAUGACGUUCUCCACCUACCUAGUGCCCCCACCUCCACCUCUACCUACCACACCCUACAGAACACAUCUAUUGCCAAAAGAACCUACUAGUCUGUGUCCUACAGAACACUACAGCCACGCCUACAGCCAAUAGAACUCUGCCUUCUACCAUGAUGCCCUGGAGAACUGUCCUGAAUGUCCUACAGAACACUGACCUACAGAACACUGACCUACAGAACACUGUCCUACAGAACACUGUCCUACAGAACACUGACCUACAGAACACUGUCCUACAGAACACUGUCCUACAGAACACUGUCCUACAGAACACUGUCCUACAGAACGCCGACCUACAGAACACCGACCUACAAAACGCCGACCUACAGAACACCGAUCUACAGAACACCGACCUACAGAACGCCGACCUACAGAACGCCGACCUACAGAACGCCGACCUACAGAACGCCGAC